This is a messenger RNA of Rhopalosiphum padi (bird cherry-oat aphid), 2381 nucleotides long. RefSeq lists its product as uncharacterized. The transcript has 3 exons. Lineage: Eukaryota; Metazoa; Arthropoda; Insecta; Hemiptera; Aphididae. The coding region runs from base 624 to 1964 and encodes 446 amino acids. The record is from RefSeq and is a predicted model, not a curated record.
CAUAGGUACCUCACCGCCGGUGGUGAUAAGCCUCCGGCAUCCCAGCACAUGUACGCGCGCGUUGUUUGGUCGUCGUCACACGCAGCACACACUCGAACGCACCGCGUGUGAGAUAUACAUAUAUAUAUAUAUAUAACUAUACAGAUCGUAUACGGUAUUUUUUUUCUCUUCGUUUCGGCCGCGUCAUUAUAAUAAUCCCGAAAAGUGUCGCGAGCUCGACCCGACUCGAGACUCACACAUCCGCUCGACGUAUCCGUCGUAGUAGUAGUCGUAGUCGUCGUCGUAGUAGUAGUCGUCCUCCGCGAGCUCCGUCCAAAACGCGUCCUAUACGCGCGCUCGUCCCGCCGUUUUCAGAAGAACACAAAUCGUCGGUCGAAUUUUAUUAAUUUUUUCUCCGCGCGCACGUGUGCGUCCGCGACCAGAGGUAUUCACGUCACCACUCUUCUCGAUCCUAUCGGUCGACACCCGAAGAAGUGAGCUCGCCAGCCGAAAACGCAACGCACCACUCCGCACACACGUCUUCGUCGACACUCCUCCGCAGACACGUGCGGCGUUUACAUCGGAAUCCGCGACCGAACCGUACGCGUCAACGUAAAUAAUAUUAUUGUCGUGCCGAGUCCACGAUGACGACGCGUCGUAAGCUUCUACUGUGGACGGUGACGUUUUUGGCCCUCUACGGUACCGCCGGGGCCCAAUCCCGCGGCGGCGCCGCCGGGUCUUCCGGUCCGGUCGGCCGGAGCAUUUGCGACACUUGCGCGUGCUCUCCCGACAACGUCAGGCCCGUGACGGUCAACUGCACGUGUGCGAAGACAAAACUGCUAAUCGUCCGGGACCAGGACACCACGGUGCUGUCGUCUGUCCAGGAUCUGACGCUGGCCAGUUGCGGUUUCGUGUCGCUGCCGCCGUCCGGGCUGUCGAGCUCGACGGCGCUGGCCCGCGUCACGGUGCGCGACAUGAAACUGUUCCACUACACGGCCGGCCUGUUCCCGGCACUGGAGAGCCUGUCCGUGGAGAACGUGGACGAGCUGGUGCUCGACGGUUUCGGGCCCGCCAGCCGGACGCUCCGCCACCUGACGCUCCGGCGCACCGCCGUGGUGAAGCUGGUCAAGGGCACGGUGACGACGGCCGCGCCGCUGCGCAGGGUCCUGUUCGACCGGGUGGACGUGGACGAGAUCGAGUCCGGUGCGCUGGAGAUGUCGUUCGUCGGCGACGGCGACAACGGUCAGCUGGCGGCCGCCGACGGAUUCACGGUCGUCAAUUCUACGAUCAAAUAUGUGCAUUCGGGCGGCGUGACCGUCCGGUCAGGCGCCGUCAGGAUCCUGAACAGCACGCUGGACAACUUGGCGUCCGGCGCGGUGGUGGUGGACGACGCGCGGAGAGGCGUCCGACUGUCGCACAACCGUCUGGGCUCGAUGGCCGGCGACAGCGUGUCCGCGGUCCAAUGGGACGGGGACUCGGCCGUGUACGUGGGCGGAAACGAGUUCCGGACACUGCCGGCCGACAUGCAGCUGCUCCGAUCCGAGCGGCCCGCCGAGUUCGUCGGAAACAACGUGGAAAGCGUGGACCUGGGCCCGUUCCUGUUCGGGCUGGGGCCCGCCGUCCGCGCGGCCGACAACCUGUUCACGUGCGACUGCGACCCGCGGCGCAUCAGCGUGCUCAAGCUCAACCAGGUGUUCCCGGGCCUGCUGCAGCCGGACGUGGACAGCCGGUUCGCCAGUCUGCUGGCCGACAACUACUGCCGGCAACCGGCCAACACAACGCUGGCCGGUUACAGGGACCUGCUGGUCAGAGAGAUCGUGUGCGAAGGCGCUAACGUGACCGCCAUCCAGCCGCCCCAGUCGCCGACGGGCCAGCCGCAACCGUCCAGGGACACCGCGGCCCCGAACCACGGUAACGCGAUCACCGCUGCUGCGUACGUGAGUGCAGCCGUCGUCGCCACUUCGUUCCUGUUGCGCGUCUGCUGAGCGCCAAUAACGACGACAGAUUUCGUUUUUUAAUUUUUUUUUUUUUAUUUCAAAUAUCUUUUUCAUUUUUUCACGACUUAAGAUCAUCGCAACGCCGAACUGUUUCGGAACUCUUUAUCACAUUAUAGUCUAUACCAUAGAUUCUAUAGUGUGGUAUGACGAUAUAUAUUGGUAUUAUUACUUAAAUAUGUUUCAAUUUUAUUUUUAUUUUUAUAUAAUAUUAUAAGUACCUAUUUUGAAACGGUACAUCGGACGCGCUGCUCCUUCACUUAUAUAAUAAUAUUAUAACACUACCUACUACUAAAUAACAAUAAUAUUAGAUAUAAAAUUUGUAAAUAUUACAAUAUAUAUUAAGAUAAAUUGUGUAUUUUUUAAAAAAAAUUUUUAGUUAUUAAAAACGUUUUGUAAAUCUUUUCA